AACAUUCUUCAGUUUAGCGUUUAGAAGUUUUUACGAUGAAUGAAGGGGUUCAAAUUUUUUCGCUACGUAUUAUUCGUUGUCAUUUAUUUUGUCGACAACACAAUACCUUCUGUUUAUACUAGAUAUAAAUAGUGUCCGUUUACUAAAAUGGAUUUUUAUAGAUUGGUAGAAACUAUACCUAUAAAUAAAAAUCAAAACCUUUUCGUUUGUUACCAAUGCGGAUAUAAUAUAUGGAAAUCUUCGGUUAGAUAAUUAAAGGUAGAUCUAACAGAAAAUGAAUAAAAUAUAUGAUAUUUCAUACAAUAAUAUUUUUACUAGGUAUCUAACAGCUGCCCGUUUCAUAAAACAAGGUGAAUUAAUUCUGAAAGAGAAACCUUUGUUGGUUGCUUCUCAUCGAGGCAGUAGAAAUUUCUGUUUGAAAUGUUGUUCCUACAUUAAAACGGAUACAUAUGAUAUUUGCAAAUUAUGUAACCUUGCUAUGUUAUGUAGAACAGAUUGUAAAGGGAAGUUUCAUUCAAAUAGUGAGUGUAUGGAAUUGAAAAAGUUGAAUUUGAAACCUACAUUUCUAGUGGAACAUCAAGAAAUCAUUACAGUUUUGAGAUUACUUCUUAAAAAGAAAUACUCUGAGGAUGAAUGGAAUAAAAUUAAUCAACUAGAAUCUCAUUUAGAAGAAAGAAGAAAUACCCCUAUAUGGAAAAGUUGUGAUUCACUAAUAGUGCAAGUUAUGAAAGAAGCUAAUAUUAUCUCUCAAGAAGAUGAAAUCAGUGACAUUGUUCAAAAGUUGUGUGGAAUCUUGGAUGUUAAUACUUUUGAAUUGAGGCCUCCUUAUGAUCCAUCGGAUCUUGUUGUCCAAUUAGAACUUCAAGCUUUAAGAGGACUGUAUCCAGAAGCUGCUCUUAUGGCUCAUAGUUGUGUGUCAAAUACACAUUUGGCAGUGGAUAAUGACUUUGUUCUCUACAUUCAUUCUAGCGUAGAUAUAGAGGAAGGAUCUCCUAUUUUCUGCAACUAUGCCAAUGUAUUAGAUGGUAAUGUAGAAAGGAACAAAUUCUUGAAACAAGGAAAAUAUUUUGAAUGUACCUGUAAAAGAUGUAUGGAUCCAACAGAAUUAAAUACCAACCUAAGUGCAUUAAAAUGCCAUAAUUGUAAAAAAGGACUUAUUCAACCUCAAAAAACUAUUGAAAAUAGAUUUAAUUGGUCCUGUACAUCUUGCAAGAAGAAUUAUCAUAGUUCUAUGAUCGAAACCAUCCUUGGGCUAGCUAAAGAUUUAGUUUUUGGACCAGGACCAAGCAAUUUAACUAAAUUGGAAGAACUGAAUAUGAAACUCCUUCAAACAUUGUACCCUCGUCAUCACUUAAUUCUAGAAUUGCAGCAGAUUCUGAUGGGGUUUUAUACACAGGACAUCCCUAGUAGAAAAAAUUUGAUGGGGAAAAUUAAAUCUUGUGAAAAUGUUCUUGCAGUUACACAAAUACUCGAUAUAGGAAUUUCAAGAAUUCAAGGUAUUACUCUCUAUGAACUCCAUGCAGCCAAAGCAAAUUUGGCAUACAUGGAAUAUUCUAAAAAAGAAAUCACUACCGAAAUACUAUUGAAACGUUUGUUAUCAGCUGAAGAAACAUUAAGAGCCGCUCUUGAACAUUUACUAUAUGAACCAAAAAACAGUCCUGAAGGUUACCUUGCUAAAAACGCUCUUGGUUAUUUAAAAAAGCUGAGAGAAUCAAUACGUAAUAUAAAAGAACAAUUAAUAAUGGAAAAUAUUGUUGCUACUUCUUCAUCAAAAAAGAAAAAUAGGAAACAUUUAGUUCAAAAGUAAAUUUUUCUCUAAUCAACAAUUGAAGUUUUAUUUGAAAAUACAAUAAAUACAAAGAUAUGAGUG
Harmonia axyridis is the source of this 1870-nucleotide messenger RNA. RefSeq names its product SET domain-containing protein SmydA-8-like. Gene Ontology annotation, molecular function: protein binding. The record is from RefSeq and is a predicted model, not a curated record. Bases 275 to 1807 code for a protein of 510 amino acids. The transcript is spliced from 6 exons. NCBI's taxonomy places the organism in Eukaryota, Metazoa, Arthropoda, Insecta, Coleoptera, Coccinellidae.